Paramecium sonneborni is the source of this 649-nucleotide messenger RNA. The record is from the annotation of a GenBank genome assembly. NCBI's taxonomy places the organism in Eukaryota, Ciliophora, Oligohymenophorea, Peniculida, Parameciidae.
AUGCCUUCAAAGUUAAUUAAGAUUAGAUAUAGCUUUUCUCUUUUGAACUUCAAUUUUAUUUCAAAUUUACCUUCAGAGAUAGAGGAAUUACAAUCUCAUGUAAUAAAAUUUGCAAAAGAGGAAGUAGCUCCAUUAGCAGAGAAGGCAGAUGAAGAAGGUAUAUUCCCACCACAUUUAUGGAGAAAGAUGGGAGAUUUAGGAUUAUUAGGAGCAACAGUAGAUUGUAUGAAAUAUUUAUAAUUUAAUAGCUGCUUAUGGUGGAUCAGGAUUAUCAUAUUCUGCGCAUUGCAUGAUAUUAGAAGAAAUCAGUAGAGCUUCAGGUGGAAUUGGAUUAAACUAUUCAGCUCAUAGUGCAUUAAAUGUUGCUUAAUUGUAAAGACAUGGAAAUGAAGCAUAGAAAAAGAAAUAUUUACCAAAAUUGUGUUCAGGUGAAUGGAUAGGAGCUUUAGCAAUGAGCGAACCAAAUGCUGGAUCUGAUGUUGUCUCUAUGAAAACUACAGCAAAAAAAGUUGGAGAUAAAUAUAUACUUAAUGGAAGUAAGAUGUGGAUAACAAAUGGACCUGUGGCAGAUGUAAUAGUAGUUUAUGCUAAAACUGAACCUGAGAAGAAACAACAUGGAAUUACUGCGUUCAUUGUUAAUCAGGAAUGA